UGUCUGUGUCCGCCGUUCAGCUUCCCUUCCACUUCCAGUCGACUCGAGGUUGUCUGUGUGAGUGUGACAGUGACUUUGUGUCGUGUCGUGUGUUUCUUGUGAUUUGUUUACAUUGUUUACACUUAUGCUAAAAGUGGACUAUUCUUUAUACCUGCACGGAAUCUAGGCAGCGAUGCCGAGCCCAGGGACGGCUCCACCUCGCGAGGAGCCCCGGCCACGCGCCAUGCCCCCCAGCGCCGCUUAUCACCACUCGGCCUUCGUGCCUGUCGUGCCCAGCCGAUCCCUGCACCUCUACCAGCCGGGGGACGAGCUCAUGGCGAUGAUGGCCGACAAGCGCAAAGAGCUGGCUCUGCGAGAGGAAGCCGCUUGUGUAGCAGCAGCGCACGCCGCGGCCGCGAUGUUGCUGCCCCACGGGGCGCCCCCUCCUGCCCCCUACCCCGCGGGGCUUUUUCCUACCGGGGCUUCAGGGGGCCGGGUUCCCUCUGGCACCCCCGUGUUCCCCUCGGCCUCAGGACCCCACUCACACCUGGACCGCCGACUAUUGCGACCCCCCGGUCGAGCUUCUAGGCCGAAGAAGCAAUUCAUCUGCAAGUUCUGCAACCGGCAGUUCACCAAGUCCUACAACCUGCUGAUCCAUGAGCGCACUCACACGGACGAGCGACCUUACUCUUGUGACAUCUGCGGCAAGGCUUUCCGCCGACAAGAUCACCUCCGGGACCACAGGUACAUCCACAGCAAGGAGAAGCCCUUCAAGUGCACGGAGUGCGGCAAGGGAUUCUGCCAGUCCAGGACUCUGGCCGUCCACAAGAUCCUGCACCUCGAGGAGUCGCCCCACAAGUGUCCUGUGUGCAGUCGCAGUUUCAAUCAGCGCUCCAACCUCAAGACCCACCUGCUGACCCACACCGACCACAAACCUUACGAGUGCAACUCCUGUGGAAAAGUAUUCCGUCGUAACUGUGACCUUCGGCGUCACGCGCUAACUCACGCUGUAGGAGACGUCCCGCCUGACGUGCUCGCGGAGACUCUUCAAGGUGGAAAUGCUCCUGAGAAUCUUCACAAAGAGUUUGCUUCCAGUAAUUCUCCUAAUGAUAGCAGAUCGUCCGAUGAAGACCCGUCCAGAACACCUUCAGUCGAAAGAACUUACGUUUCUUCAGAGAUGUUUUCUCAAUUCCGACGACGUUCUCCGUCUCCUGGGUCCCCGACAAGACGGCACUCUCCGUCACCGGUGUCGAUGUUCCGUCGACAAUCUCAAUCCCCAGUUUCCGUGUUCCGUCGGCAGUCGCCGUCCCCCGUGGCAAACAUCAGGUGCACAUCUCCACAGCCCGGUCCCAGUAGGAUAUCAUCCACUUUCAGGCGUCAGUCGCCUUCACCGAUCCCCAUGUUCAGGCGUCAGACCACGUCACCAGUUCCUCUCUACCGGAGGCAUUCUCAGUCUCCAGUACCGAUUUUCAGGCGCCAUUCUCCGUCUCCUAUGCCGAUGUUCAGGCGCCAUUCGCCCACCAAUCUUUCCGCUCGGAAACGCUCACCGUCCCCCAACUCGACCAAGUGUCACCAUCCUCACGAUCCCGUGUACACGAUGAGGCCUCCGGGGUCGAGACCUCAACUCCAGGUUCGCAGAGAUCUUCACGUAUCCAUCCCGCCCUCGGCGACCGUCACCAGCAAUCAAGAACUGCCGAACGCUUUAGGCCUGGGGAUAUUUCGCCGCAAACUACCGGAACCUCCUGACAUCCCCCCGGCCGCUUCCUCGCCGGAGUGCCCCAAGUCCGGUGCUGGGCCCAGUGACUCCACUCCUACUCCUGCCGCAGUUCCUGGCCCCUCCGUCGACGCCGAGCCUGCGGCCGUCCCCGCUCCUGUUCCUCCACCGGCGCCGACCCAGGGCCCCACCACCAAGAAGCAAGGCUUCAGCAUAGAGGAGAUCAUGCGUCGAUAAGAAUAGUAAUAAUUGCUCAGACACAUGCCAAAUCGUCGGUACUGUAAAUUGUUUUGUAAAUAGUCAUAGUAUGGAUGACAAACUAUAGUUCCACAUGUGCCGUGUGUUAUUGUUGCAUUCAAGUAUUUAUAGUGUGAAUGGUCAUACUCAUGUAGUGUGUGAAAUACUGACAAGCUUUCAUUCCAUUGACUAUCACGGUUUGUACAUUGGUGUGAAAAAUCAUUUUAAAAUCGAAUGUUGUAUAUAGAAUGAGAGGCACUGUCAUGUCAAUUUAUCUAUUUCAGAAAAAUGUAUUUUUCGAUGAUUUUUCAAUACUACUUGUUUCCUAAAAUUAAUUGUUCGUAGCAGAUGAAUAACUAGAUGAAACUUCCGUCCGUUUCGUGGUAUUUUUCAUUCUUAAUAAGGUACAAAUUGUACUUUUUUGUGUGGAAAUGAAAAAAUAGCGGAUAAGAAUUAGUUUUGGGGAGUAUCUCGAGGUAGCCGGGUGUUGUUUGCCGAGGAUAGCGGAGCGGCUGCCACAGUAGUUUGAUGGCUCCCGCUUAUCGAGUCGCUGACAGGGCGUUUCCUGUGUGACCAAGAGCAGUUUUUAUACGUCCAGGAGCUUGAGAAUGCGGGCCAUUGUGUAAUUACCAUAUGUUAAGUGCCUUGUUGAGCAUUUCCUGCAAAGUAAUCCGUUUACACCGACAACUAGCUUACAAGACGGAAUUCAUUAUAUUUAAUCGUACAAGAUCUACAUCCUACUACUGUUUCAACAAGUCCAAGUAGUUCCCGUCAUUCAUUUUUACAAUGUAAACCUAUUCGUUUUUUGUACUUUUUAAACGUUUUUUAUGUCAAUGAAAAUAAUGUGAAGCUAUUACAAUGUGUUUUUGUAAUAAAGGAUUUAUUGGAGGUUAUGUACAGGUGAACUUUUAUGAUGAUGUUAUGUUUAUAAAGAUUUACAUUUUACUUUGUAGUAUGUGAGUGAAUUGUUGUAUUGGUAAAAUGAAAUGUACAUAUUAUCUGUUAGUAGUUUAUUCUUUAAGGAUUGAAAUUUUUAUACAAUUGAUUUUUUUUGACAUUGUGAUGUUUGUGAAUAAAAUGAUUUUCAAGUA
Homalodisca vitripennis (glassy-winged sharpshooter) is the source of this 3021-nucleotide messenger RNA. It is a transcript of the gene bowl, whose product is annotated as protein bowel. Gene Ontology annotation, biological process: embryonic pattern specification; embryonic hindgut morphogenesis; regulation of transcription by RNA polymerase II. The record is from RefSeq and is a predicted model, not a curated record. Gene Ontology annotation, molecular function: RNA polymerase II transcription regulatory region sequence-specific DNA binding; DNA-binding transcription factor activity, RNA polymerase II-specific. NCBI's taxonomy places the organism in Eukaryota, Metazoa, Arthropoda, Insecta, Hemiptera, Cicadellidae. Gene Ontology annotation, cellular component: nucleus.